Pseudoliparis swirei is the source of this 1927-nucleotide messenger RNA. It is a transcript of the gene draxina, whose product is annotated as dorsal inhibitory axon guidance protein a. Lineage: Eukaryota; Metazoa; Chordata; Actinopteri; Perciformes; Liparidae. Bases 1 to 1083 code for a protein of 360 amino acids. Gene Ontology annotation, cellular component: extracellular region. The transcript has 6 exons. The record is from RefSeq and is a predicted model, not a curated record. Gene Ontology annotation, biological process: axon guidance; Wnt signaling pathway.
AUGGCCCUCUCCUGGAGCCUCCUCCUGGCCUUCUCAUUGGCCGCCCUGACGUUGUCUCGCGGCGCCGAGCCCGGAGCGCCUCGCGGCAAGAGAAGACAGGCGGGCGGCGGCAACGCCCUGCAGCACCCUCUGCACGGCCUACAGGGCCACCGCUACGGCGGCAGGGGCCGCGGGGGGGGCCAGGGGGGCCUCUACCACAGGGCCCUGCACCCCCUCGCCAGGCCUGAGGAUGACGGCACGGGCCUGGAGAGCUUGAGCCCCGUGAGGCUGGAGGCGGGCCCCCCGGGCCGGGACAGGGACAGACAUCGGAUGAGCAUGAAGAGUCCGGCCCAGACCCGGGAGAACCAGCUCCUGGGGACCCGCAAGGGACGAGGACACGGACACCGCAACGGACACGGACACCACUUUGACCAGAGGAGGCCGGGCGGGCGGCGAGACAAGGAGCGCCACAGGAAAGGGUUUCUUCCGGAGCUCAGCUCCGCGUUUAAGGACAGGGAUUUGUUCGAGGACCCUCCCUCCGUCGUCGCCUCCUCCUCCCUCGGCAUGACCCCGCCCGACGACACCCCCUCCCCCAUCUCCGCCGCCUUCGGCUCCGGCUCCUCCAUGGUUACCACGGUGAUGAACGAGCGUCCCCCAACGCUGCCCCCGGCCUCCACCAAACCCCAGAAGUCCGGAAGAGGAAAGGGACAAGGAGACGUGAUGCCCACGCUGGACAUGGCGCUGUUCGACUGGACCGACUACGAGGACAUGAAACCCGUGGACGCCUGGCCGUCCUCCAGGAAGAAAGACAAGAGGCGGAGUAAGAACCUCAGCAGUGGCAACGUGACGGUGGACGCCGACGCCAUCGAGCCGUGUGACCACCACCUGGACUGCCUCCCCGGGUCCUGUUGUGACCUGAGACAACACGAGUGUCAACCUCACAACAGAGGCCUCAACAACAAGUGCUACGACGACUGCAUGUGUGAGGAAGGGUUUCGCUGCUACGCCAAAUUCCACCGGAAGCGACGCGUGACCCGGCGGAGGGGCCGCUGCGUGGUGCCGGAGACGGUCAGCAGUGACCAGGGAGGCUUCAUCACUAUCUGAGGAGGAGGAGGAGGAGGAGGAGGAGGAGGAGAAUAUUAAAGAAGAAAAAGGAAGAGAAAUAAAAGGAAGAGGAUGACAAGGAAGAAGAAAAAUGUAGUGGAAGAAGAAGAACAAGAGUGGAGUGGAGAGGAGGAGGAGGAGGAGGAGGAAGUGUCUCCACGACAUCUCCGUGCAGCCAUGACAUCACAUGACGCCGCUACCAUGACGACGCUCGGUGCUGAAAGCUGCUGCUUUUGUAACCUCCAUCCCACAAUGUCAAACCGUUGCAUUGUGGGAGGAGCCUCACACGCCCCCUUUUUAAGCACUUCUCUCCACCGGGUCGAUUUCCCUCCAGCGGGAGUGUUUCUAAACUCUCAGCGACCUCCGUGACCCCCGUGUUCUGUCUGUUUCUGAAUGAGUAUAAAAGAUCCACGUCGCCUCAGUGUUGGUGUCUGUUGGUUUCAUUCCGAGCUGAAGAUGACGUGAUGUUUUGUUUUUGUUCCGUUGUGCAGCUGGUCGUCUCCGUGCACCGCUCCGACUCGACGCUCACGGAUCGUGUUCCCGUGUCGACGAGGAGCUCUCAGGAGCUCCGGGUCUUUGAAGCUGUCGUUCUUUAUGAAAUGACGUAAAUGGUGGAAAUGAUCCGUAGAUGUCUUUGAUCUAGUCGGCCGUGUUGUAAAUAUAAAUAAUAAGAAUGUGUUUUUCCUGCAGCGUUUUGUUAACUCACUUCUCUUAUUGAAGCGAUAAACUCAGCAGCUUGUUUGACCCGUUACAACAUGUGUGUUUAAUUUAUUCUGUACUUUAACACAGUUGUUCAGAUAUCGUCUCUUUUUGUUGGUUUUCAUGAUUAAACUCUUCCUAGGAU